UGAUGGCAGGCCCCCGUCCUGUGGUGCUGAGCGGACCCUCCGGUGCGGGGAAGAGCACGCUCCUGAAGAAGCUGCUGAAGGAAUAUGAGGGCGUCUUUGGGUUCUCCGUGUCCCACACCACCAGGAGCCCCAGACCGGGGGAAGUCAACGGGAAAGAUUAUCACUUUGUGACGCGGGAGGACAUGCAGUGCGGCAUUGAUGGCGGUGACUUCAUAGAGCACGCAGUGUUCUCCGGAAACAUGUAUGGCACCAGUAAAGCGGCGGUACAGGCGGUGCAGGCCCAGAACCAGAUCUGCAUCCUGGACAUCGACAUGCAGGGGGUGCGAAACAUCAAGAAGACGGAGCUGAACCCCAUCUACAUCUCCAUCCACCCCCCGACUGUGCAGAUCCUGGAGAAGCGUCUCCGGGACCGGAACACAGAGUCCGAGGAAAGUCUGAGCAAGAGGCUGCGGGCGGCCAUAGAAGACCUGGAGAUCAGUAAAGAGCCCGGACUGUUCGAUAGAAUCAUUGUAAAUGACGACCUGGAAGAAGCGUACGCCAAACUGAAGGACUCCCUGAAAGAGGAGAUUGCGGCGGUGCAGACCUGCAGGGAUUCCUGACUACACUCCGUUCCGUUCCGCAGUCAUUCCUCCUCUGUAUCCUUCCCUUGUACUCGUGCUGCGUCCCUGUGUCUGUUCUGUGGUUUCCUGCGCUCCUGGUUCCAGUGUUUUCCGCUCGUGUCGGCACAAUCUCUCGUCUUCCAGCCUCUUCAGUAUCUGAUGGCCAUUGAGAUUAUUUCCUAAGGAAAUUAAUAUUCCAGGAUCAGAUCCAUCGGGUUUUGGGGGGGGGGGAGAACCAUGGGGAUUGGUAUUGGGGUUAGUGUUACAAGAAUGGCGCUCAUACGGCAGAGCACUUGCUACGUUUACGAGAACCUUUUGCCUCAGAUGGUUGUUUGAUGACGGUGCAGUUUUUUGUGGCUAAGCUUUGAUUGGACGGUGUAAUCUCCCCCCCUCACAAGGCUCCUCCCCUAUUGUGUCCAAACCCCUGCCCCCCCCCCCCCAGGUGCUCCAUCCUGUUACUAGAGUGACGCAGAACAUCGCGAUAGAACUUUUAUUCACUUUAUUGUUUUUUAAGUAAAAAAAAUCUCAUGUUUUUUAUGCAAUAAAUUUCCGUCCGCCACGUGAUCCUGCUGAUCGUCGGGCGCUGCAGAACACGGGUCGUACUUACCUCAGAACAAGGGACGUCUUUAUUUGUGAUGUUGACUGUAAUAAAAUGUCUGUCUGGUGUUUAUACUGUUUAUUU
Molecule: messenger RNA, 1281 nt
Organism: Hyla sarda
Lineage: Eukaryota; Metazoa; Chordata; Amphibia; Anura; Hylidae
Gene: GUK1
Product: guanylate kinase 1
Biological process (GO): purine nucleotide metabolic process
Cellular component (GO): cytosol
Molecular function (GO): GMP kinase activity
Source: RefSeq, a predicted model, not a curated record